AUGUUGUACUCAAGUCGAGGAGACCCAGAGGCUCCGCAUCUACUGCUCUCGCUUACGAUCCUAGCGAUCUGGAAGGUGGGGAGCGGCCAGGUCCACUACUCCGUCCUGGAGGAGGCUAAACACGGCACCUUCGUGGGCCGCAUCGCGCAGGACCUGGGGCUGGAGCUGGCGGAGCUGGUGCCGCGUCUGUUCCAGUUGGAUUCCAAGGGCCGCGGGGACCUUCUGGAGGUAAAUCUGCAGAAUGGCAUUUUGUUUGUGAAUUCUCGCAUCGACCGCGAGGAGCUGUGCGGGCGGAGCGCGGAGUGCAGCAUCCACCUGGAGGUGAUCGUGGACAGGCCGCUGCAGGUUUUCCAUGUGGACGUGGAGGUGAGGGACAUUAACGACAACCCGCCCUUGUUCCCAGCAACACAAAAGAAUCUGAUCAUCGCGGAAUCCAGGCCGAUUGACUCUCGGUUUCCACUAGAGGGCGCGUCCGACGCAGACAUCGGGGAGAACGCCCAGCUCUCUUACAGACUGAGCCCCAAUGAAUAUUUCUCUCUGGACGUGCCAACCAGCAACCAGCAGGUAAAACCUCUUGGACUUGUAUUACGGAAACCUCUAGACAGAGAAGAAACUCCGGAGCUUCAUUUAUUGCUUACGGCCACCGACGGAGGCAAGCCUGAACUGACUGGCACCGUUCAGUUACUCGUCACGGUACUGGACGUCAAUGACAAUGCCCCAGUGUUCGACAGAACCCUCUAUACGGUGAAAUUACCAGAAAACGUUUCUAUCGGAACGCUGGUGAUUAACCCCAAUGCCUCAGAUUUAGACGAGGGCUUGAAUGGGGACAUUAUUUACUCCUUCUCCAGUGAUGUUUCACCAGAUAUAAAAUCCAAGUUCCACAUGGACCCCGUAAGUGGGGCAAUCACAGUGAUAGGACAUAUGGAUUUUGAAGAAAGCAGGGCACACAAGAUCCCAGUAGAGGCUGUCGAUAAAGGUUUCCCACCACUGGCUGGUCAUUGUACAGUUCUUGUGGAAGUUGUGGAUGUUAAUGACAAUGCUCCACAGUUGACUAUCAAAACCCUGUCGGUUCCUGUAAAAGAGAACGCACAACUAGGUACAGUUAUUGCCCUGAUCAGUGUGACUGACCUAGACGCGGAUACCAACGGGCAGGUGACCUGCUCCCUAAUGCCCCACGUCCCUUUCAAGCUGGUGUCCACCUUCAAGAAUUACUACUCAUUGGUGCUGGACAGCGCCCUGGACCGCGAGAGCGUGUCGGCCUACGAGCUGGUGGUGACCGCGCGGGACGGGGGCUCGCCUUCGCUGUGGGCCACGGCCAGCGUGUCCGUGGAGGUGGCCGACGUGAACGACAACGCACCGGUGUUCGCGCAGCCCGAGUACACGGUGUUCGUGAAGGAGAACAACCCGCCGGGCUGCCACAUCUUCACUGUGUCCGCGCAGGACGCGGACGCGCAGGAGAACGCGCUGGUGUCCUACUCGCUGGUGGAGCGGCGGGUGGGCGAUCGCGCGCUGUCGAGCUACGUGUCGGUGCACGCGGAGAGCGGCAAGGUGUAUGCGCUGCAGCCGCUGGACCACGAGGAGCUGGAGCUGCUGCAGUUCCAGGUGAGCGCGCGCGACGCGGGCGUGCCGCCUCUGGGCAGCAACGUGACUCUGCAGGUGUUUGUGCUGGAUGAGAACGACAACGCCCCGGCGCUGCUGGAAUCUCGGAGGAGUGGCACUGGCGGUGGCGCGGUGAGCGAGCUGGUGCUGCGGUCGGUGGGCGCCGGCGAGGUGGUGGGGAAAGUGCGCGCAGUGGACGCAGACUCAGGCUACAAUGCGUGGCUUUCUUACGAGCUGCAGCCGGAAGGGAUCAACACGCGCAUCCCAUUCCGCGUGGGGCUGUACACCGGCGAGAUCAGCACCACACGGGCCCUAGAGGAGACGGAUGCUCCGCGCCAGCGCCUCCUAGUGCUGGUGAAAGACCACGGGGAGCCUGCGCUGACGGCCACUGCCACCGUUCUGGUGUCGCUGGUGGAGAGCGGCCAGGCACCAAAGGCAUCGUCACGAGGGUCAGUGGGUGCCACUAGCCCCGAGGUGACGCUGGUGGAUGUCAACGUGUACCUGAUCAUCGCCAUCUGCGCGGUAUCCAGUCUGCUGGUGCUCACGCUGCUGCUGUACACAGCACUGCGGUGCUCAGCGCUGCCCAUCGAGGGUGAGUGCGCGCCGGGCAAGCCCACGCUGGUGUGCUCCAGCGCAGUGGGAAGUUGGUCUUACUCGCAGCAGAGGAGGCAGAGAGUGUGCGCUGGCGAGGGUUCACCAAAGACCGACCUCAUGGCCUUCAGCCCGGGCCUUUCUCCUUGUGCUGGAUCUACAGAGCGAACGGGAGAACCCUCUGUUUCUUUAGAUUCAUCUGGGAAGCCACGACAGCCCAACCCUGACUGGCGUUACUCUGCCUCCCUGAGAGCAGGCAUGCACAGCUCUGUGCACCUAGAGGAGGCUGGCAUUCUACGGGCUGGUCCAGGAGGGCCUGAUCAACAGUGGCCAACAGUAUCCAGUGCAACACCAGAACCAGAGGCAGGAGAAGUGUCCCCUCCGGUUGGUGCGGGUGUCAAUAGCAACAGCUGGACCUUUAAAUACGGACCAGGCAACCCCAAACAAUCCGGUCCCGGUGAGUUGCCAGACAAAUUCAUUAUCCCAGGAUCUCCUGCAAUCAUCUCCAUCCGGCAGGAGCCCACUAACAGCCAAAUUGACAAAAGUGACUUCAUAACCUUCGGCAAAAAGGAGGAGACCAAGAAAAAGAAGAAAAAGAAGAAGGGUAACAAGACCCAGGAGAAAAAAGAGAAAGGGAACAGCACGACUGACAACAGUGACCAGUGAGGUCCUCGAAUGGAAACAAGCCACUUAGCCAGUUUUUGUAAUAAUGGCAAAUCUCUCCCAUGUAGCAACUCCCUGCUCCUUUCUCCUAUCUACAUGAGCCCUUUUAGAGACCUCAGAAAUCUGCAGAAAGUUCCCUGUGUCUGUCUAGAACGCAUUUAACAGGUUUUGUCUUAAAAGCUUUACUAAGUCUGGUGUUAACUCUUUCUCUCCACUCUGGCUUGUUUUCAGAACCUAAAAAGCAGACCCAAGUUUCCUUUCUCCUCCGCCGCAAAGGAGAGGCUUCCCAGCCCCGCCAGUGAGAGGUUGGACUCUCUGCCCUGUGCUCCGGGGAUCCUGUCUUGAUGACACUUGCAGGGCAGGCUGAAAAGUUUUGAGAUUGAGCAGCUUGGGUAUUUGUGGUCACUGGGUAUGUGUGGCCACCGUGGGUAUGGAAGUGCCAGAUAUUGGCUGAGACGGGCCAGCUUAGACUAAUUGGUACAAGGAAGGCGAGAAAACAAAGACAAAUAAACAGCGGAAGUUAUCAGUGUGGAGGGGAAGUGUAAACUAAAAGGGACCAGACUUUCUAAAUCUUGUAACUCAAGAGGUGGUGGCCACCCUCUAGGAGACACAACUACUCCCACUGACAAGGCUUUAGGACACCCUAAAGUCUGUUGGCUGUGAUGUCAUUAUACCUAAAAUCUGCAUCAUACCUUCAAGCCAACAGUUCAGUGUUUAACAGAGAACCAUCCUGGGAAACAGAAGCAGAUCUGAUAUGUUUCCUAUUCAUUUCCUGUGCUCACUUUAUUAAAAAUUCUUUUGCACACAAUGUUUAUGAAAAGGGCAGAUCCUUUUCCAAUACUUAUGCAAAAGCAAAAGAAAACCCCGACACCUCACCUUUCGCUGUUUGUUGUUUCAUAGAUUUAUUUAAAAAAAGAGAAAGUCUAUAGCUAUAAAUCUUUAAAGAGAAAUAUGAAUACAAUUCCCCUAAACUCUCCUCAAAAGAGAAUUCAGUCUACAGCCAUUUAAAUGAUCAUUGCUGCUACAGAAGUGCUUUAAGAGAAUUGCCUGAAACAUCUGUAUUAUAUCGGCCACCUGCCAAUCACAGCUUUACUCUUUCAGGUCACUCUGGGGCUGCCUCUUGCAUGUAUUAAUUACUAAAUAAAAUUAUCUCUUUCUCUCUCUCUUUUCUAAGAAACAAUUAUGUGCACUUUGAUACACAACCUUCUCUAACCAACUAUAUCGAGACCCAAAAAUUAAAGAAAAAUAUUGUUUUCUCAUAGAGUGAGCAGAUUUUUCAGCCCUCUAAUUCUGUGACUUGUCUUGGUGUGCUAGCCUACACCUUCUCUUUGGUUUAGUUUUCCUUUUCUAUAACACUCUGAAUUGCUAAUCUUACUAACACCUAUGAUGUUACCUGAAAUCAAUCUCCCAUAUGUAUGCUGUAUGCUAUUAUAAGACUCCUGAAAUAUACUUACUCUGUGCUUGUGUAUGUGAAUGUUAAUGCAACUAUUACCUAGAGUGAACUUUAAGCUUUAUUGUUGAAUGUAAUUCCAUUAUAUUUCCUUUUGUACACCUGUGAAAAAGUGGAGUAGUGUUUUUUUAACCAUUGUUAAUCAGCUUUUGUGUAUGAAAGAUACAGUAAAAUUUCUUUCUUAAAUCAAGAUACUGGUGAUUCAAGGAAUUUUAUUUAUGGUCCAGCCAAGAGCCAUCUCUUGCCAAGACUCCUGCUGGCAAGAGAACGGAUAAAGCUGUUUUUUUCUAGUAACAAUUUUGGAAUGAAUACUGACAAUAUUCCAUGAGGGUGUGCAAGCACAAAUUUGACCAAUCUGACCUCUUUGAAGUUGUAGAAUGCUUUGAAAUUCUAAUGGUUUCUGAAAUAUCAGCUCAUAGAAAGUAAUACAAUUUACUGUCACCUUAAAUAAGACAUUUUAAUUUUGUUACAAUGUACAAUUUAGAAGUUUGAUUAAUUAUAUUAUCUAUUUAGGUGUUAAUAUAAAAGAGGUAGGAGUCUGUGAUUUAAAAACAAAGCAUUAAAU
This is a messenger RNA of Saimiri boliviensis boliviensis (Bolivian squirrel monkey), 4868 nucleotides long. Its product is annotated as protocadherin alpha-C2. Gene Ontology annotation, biological process: homophilic cell-cell adhesion. Lineage: Eukaryota; Metazoa; Chordata; Mammalia; Primates; Cebidae. The record is from RefSeq and is a predicted model, not a curated record. Gene Ontology annotation, cellular component: plasma membrane. Gene Ontology annotation, molecular function: calcium ion binding.